GGGCCGGGCGGAAGAAGUCGAGCCCGAAGUAUUUCCGGUUCCGGUGUCAGUUCGAGGCGCCGCCGCCGCAGCCGCCGGAGCCGCGAUGCCUAAAGGAGGGAGAAAGGGAGGCCACAAAGGCCGGGCAAGGCAGUACACGAGUCCUGAGGAGAUCGACGCACAGCUCCAGGCUGAAAAGCAGAAGGCCAGGGAAGAAGAGGAACAAGAAGAAGGUGGAGAUGGGGCUGCAGGGGACCCGAAAAAGGAGAAGAAAUCCCUAGACUCAGAUGAGAGUGAGGAUGAAGAAGAUGAUUACCAGCAAAAGCGCAAAGGCGUAGAAGGGCUCAUCGACAUCGAGAACCCCAACCGGGUAGCACAGACAACCAAAAAGGUCACACAGCUGGACCUGGACGGGCCCAAGGAACUUUCCAGGAGAGAACGAGAAGAAAUUGAGAAGCAGAAAGCAAAAGAGCGUUACAUGAAAAUGCAUUUAGCUGGGAAGACAGAGCAAGCCAAGGCUGACCUGGCCCGACUGGCGAUCAUCCGGAAACAGCGGGAGGAAGCAGCCAGGAAGAAAGAAGAAGAAAGGAAAGCAAAAGACGACGCAACUUUGUCAGGAAAACGAAUGCAGUCGCUCUCCCUGAAUAAGUAGCCAGGCCUGUGGGAGGAGACACCAGGGAACUGGGCUGUGCUGCCAGCACCUCUGCCUGUCUCGCCUACCCUGUGCCCUGGCGCCGCUGCAGCAGCCCCCCCACAGCAAGAAGGCCCCCAUGGCCGCUGGGGUCUCCUCUUCAUCUUGGCACAGAAAUCGUUUGGAGGGAUGAUAGGGGGGUUGGGGGGAGGGGGCAGCUGCUAUCUUUGAGACGGAAAGAUGCAGGACAGCCUUUCAUAGGUAACCAUUUAAAUGUCUUUGCUGAUUUUAGAAUUCAGAACCCUGGGAGGGGGGUGCCUGGGAGGUGGGGGAAGAACUUCCAUUUGUCCAGUAGAUUGCAUGGAGCAGUCGUGCUGGGGCAGCUGCUGACGACUUUGCAACACCAGCCCCAGUCUGUGUUACCUGGGUGCGCACUCAGAGGGGCUGUCUUCUGGGAGCCCUGGGUCCCUGAGGGUCAGGGCUCAUCCCUGGGCCACUCACCUCUGACUGAGGCCUGCCCCCUCUGCCCUUCCCUGCCCCACUCCCACCCAUGUGGCCAGGGCCCAGGCCCGUUUUUAACCCUACCCAUGGAUCAUUUCAAGAAACCUGUUUACUGUGCGGCACCCAGGCAAAACAUGCUCCACAAAUUCAACUUGUAUAUUUGGCAUAUUAAACUUGACAUUAUCGUAA
This is a messenger RNA of Talpa occidentalis (Iberian mole), 1300 nucleotides long. It is a transcript of the gene PDAP1, whose product is annotated as PDGFA associated protein 1. The transcript is spliced from 6 exons. Gene Ontology annotation, cellular component: cytosol. The record is from RefSeq and is a predicted model, not a curated record. NCBI's taxonomy places the organism in Eukaryota, Metazoa, Chordata, Mammalia, Eulipotyphla, Talpidae. Gene Ontology annotation, molecular function: RNA binding. Bases 86 to 631 code for a protein of 181 amino acids.